Molecule: messenger RNA, 657 nt
Organism: Marmota flaviventris (yellow-bellied marmot)
Lineage: Eukaryota; Metazoa; Chordata; Mammalia; Rodentia; Sciuridae
Source: RefSeq, a predicted model, not a curated record
UGAGACCUUGGGGCCAAGGUUCUACUGCUGGCAGAGAGAAGGCUGAGGUUGGCAUGGGACAGUGUUUGAGAUACCAGAUGCAUUGGGAGGACCUGGAAGAGUACCAGGCCCUGACCUUCCUGACCAGAAAUGAAAUUCUGUGUAUCCAUGACACCUUCUUGAAGCUCUGCCCUGCAGGCAAGUACUACAAAGAGGCCACACUGACCAUGGACCAGGUCAGCUCCCUGCCGGCCCUGAGGGUCAACCCUUUCAGAGACCGCAUCUGCAAAGUGUUCUCACAUGACGAUGUGUUCUCCUUUGAGGAUGUGCUGGGCAUGGCCUCUGUGUUCAGUGAGCAGGCCUGCCCCAGCCUGAAGAUUGAGUAUGCUUUUCGUAUCUACGAUUUUAAUGAGAACGGCUUCAUCGAUGAGGAGGACCUGCAGAGGAUUGUGCUACGACUGCUGAACAUCAAUGACGUGUCUGAGGACAUGCUGAUGGACCUUGCACACCACGUCCUGAGUGAGUCAGACCUGGACAAUGACAACAUGCUGUCCUUCUCAGAGUUUGAACACGCAAUGUUCAAGUCUCCAGAUUUCAUGAACUCCUUUCGGAUUCACUUCUGGGGAUAUUGAUGUGCCACAAACUCCUGAUCCAGCAGCCUCUCGGAGACCCCUGGAA